Molecule: messenger RNA, 1205 nt
Organism: Oncorhynchus mykiss (rainbow trout)
Lineage: Eukaryota; Metazoa; Chordata; Actinopteri; Salmoniformes; Salmonidae
Source: RefSeq, a predicted model, not a curated record
CCAAUGAGUCCAGUAGCAACCUGCUCAGCCCAUCUCAGGUGGUGGUGGAGGUGGUGCCCAGGCUCCUCCUGGCCCUGUGGCUUCAUCCAGAGGAAGGCCAUUCAGAGCACCCAAUCCUAAUAGGUGGGAUGGCCGUGGGCAUGGUGGCGGCCGUAGUGGAGAAGCUCUCCUGCAUGUUAAAGGACCCUUCCCCUCACAUCCCUUUCUCCCGGGCUGCUGCUUUUGACUCUGUGUGGUUGAUCCUCGGGAGAAUCAGUCAGUCCUUCUCCACCGAUGACCUGCAGAGCCCUUUUUAUAUGAGCUCUGUUUGUGCCUUUGUGGCGGACGAGGUGCAGAGCUGCUUCCAGCCCCCUGCAGCCACCCUACCAGUCCCCCCUGUCCUCACGGUGGCCGCUUACACCACACUACCAGCUGACAUCCAAGCAGACCCGGCUUCUUCCCACCUCGAGGUUGUAGACAUCACCCCUAACACAGAGGCAUAUCAGGCUUCUUUCCACCUGGAGGUUGUGGACAUCACCCGUAAGACAGAGGCAGACCCGGCAUCUUCCCACCUGGAGGUUGAGGACAUCACCACUAACACAGAGGCAGACCCGGCAUCUUCCCACCUGGAGGUUGAGGACAUCACCACUAAGACAGAGGCAGACCCGGCAUCUUCCCACCUGGACGUUGAGGACAUCACCACUAACACAGAGGCAGAUCCGGCUUCUUCGCACCUGAAUGUUGUGGACAUCACCAGUAACACAGAGGCAGACCCAGGUUCUUCCCAUCUGAAUGUUGUGGACAUCACCACUAACACAGAGGCAGAUCCGGCUUCUUCCCACCUGAAUGUUGUGGACAUCACCUCUAACACAGAGGCAGAUCCGGCUUCUUCCCACCUGAAUGUUGUGGACAUCACCUCUAACACAGAGGCAGAUCCGGCUUCUUCCCACCUGAAUGUUGUGGACAUCGCCUCUAAUACAGAGGCAGACCCGGCUUCUUCCCACCUGAAUGUUGUGGACAUAACCCCUAAUACAGAGGCAGAGCCCAUCUCUUCCCUCUUGGAGGUUGUGGAUGUCACACCUGAAGAAAGGACUCUCACGAUGGCCGUCUCCGCCACUCUGCCAGCUGACAUCCAAGCAGAGGAUGUUGCUGUGGUCAUCCCGGAUGUCACCCCACACGUCACCAAGGACGUGACACUGGAUGUAGAUGAACCUCCUUCUUAUUAA